Dichotomopilus funicola is the source of this 1308-nucleotide messenger RNA. Its product is annotated as acyl-CoA dehydrogenase/oxidase. The transcript is spliced from 3 exons. Gene Ontology annotation, cellular component: mitochondrion. Bases 1 to 1308 code for a protein of 435 amino acids. The record is from RefSeq and is a predicted model, not a curated record. Gene Ontology annotation, molecular function: flavin adenine dinucleotide binding; acyl-CoA dehydrogenase activity. Lineage: Eukaryota; Fungi; Ascomycota; Sordariomycetes; Sordariales; Chaetomiaceae.
AUGAAGUCGUUUGUGAGAGCUCUCCGUCCCGCGGUGCGGAGGAGCCAGACCGUUAUCGCUCCCCAGAUACGACGUCCGUUUCUCGCGCAGUGUGCCCGUCCUCUCUCCACAACUGCACCACGCCGAGACGCCAGCCUAGCCGAUGUUGCCCCAACGCCUAUCACACACUUCUCCGAAGUCGAGACGGCCAUGGCCGAGACCGUACAAAAGUUCGCAACCGACGUGAUCCUGCCCAAGGUGCGCGACAUGGAUGAGGCCGAGCAGAUGGACUCUACGGUCGUAGAACAGCUUUUUGAGCAGGGCUUGAUGGGCGUGGAGAUUCCUGAGGAGUAUGGCGGCGCCGGCAUGAACUUCACGGCCGCUAUCGUUGGCAUCGAGGAGCUGGCCCGUGUGGACCCCUCCGUAUCCGUCAUGGUCGACGUGCACAACACCCUCGUCAACACGGCAGUGAUCAAGUGGGGCAGCCAAGCACUGAAGAAGAAGUAUCUCCCCCGCCUUGCCACCAACACCGUGGGCUCGUUCUGUUUGUCGGAGCCCGUCAGCGGGUCCGACGCAUUUGCCCUCGCGACCAAGGCCACUGAAACAGAAAAUGGGUUUAAGAUCAACGGGGGCAAGAUGUGGAUCACCAACAGCAUGGAGGCGGAAUUCUUCAUUGUGUUUGCCAACCUUGACCCAAGCAAGGGUUACAAGGGCAUCACGGCCUUCGUGGUGGACAAGGGCACUAAGGGCUUUAGCAUCGCUAAGAAAGAAAAGAAGCUGGGUAUCAAGGCCAGCAGCACGUGUGUACUCAACUUUGACGAUGUCGAGGUACCCAAAGAGAAUCUGCUUGGCGAGCGGGGCCAGGGUUACAAGUACGCUAUCUCGCUGCUGAACGAGGGCCGCAUCGGUAUCGGCGCGCAAAUGACGGGUCUUGCGCUCGGCGCGUGGGAGAACGCGGUCAAGUACGUCUGGAACGACCGCAAGCAGUUUGGUCAGCUCGUCGGCGAAUUUCAGGGGAUGCAACACCAAAUUGCCCAGUCGUACACCGAGAUUGCCGCAGCCCGUGCCCUCGUGUACAAUGCCGCCCGCAAGAAGGAGGCAGGCGAGAACUUCGUCAUGGAUGCUGCUAUGGCAAAGCUAUACGCCUCACAGGUUGCUGGCCGUGUAAGCGGUCUGGCGGUAGAGUGGAUGGGCGGCAUGGGCUUCGUCCGUGAGGGCCUGGCAGAGAAAUUCUGGCGCGACAGCAAGAUUGGUGCCAUUUACGAGGGGACGAGCAACAUCCAACUCAAUACCAUUGCCAAGACGCUACAAAAGGAAUACACUGCUUGA